Messenger RNA from Pseudophryne corroboree (corroboree frog), 1479 nucleotides. Its product is annotated as nicotinamide N-methyltransferase-like. The transcript has 3 exons. The record is from RefSeq and is a predicted model, not a curated record. Gene Ontology annotation, cellular component: cytosol. Lineage: Eukaryota; Metazoa; Chordata; Amphibia; Anura; Myobatrachidae. The coding region runs from base 50 to 838 and encodes 262 amino acids. Gene Ontology annotation, molecular function: N-methyltransferase activity.
UCACUGUGAGAGCACAGCCAUUUCAGAAAGAGUCUACAGAGAGAUAACUAUGUCUAACUUCACUGGAAAGGAAGAUUACCAGAAAUUAUUUAACCCAAAGGCAUAUCUACACAGUUAUUUUCGUUUUGGGGAAGGGACUAUGGGAGAUGAAUUCCUGCAGUUUGUACUGAAACACUUAGCAGAUGUAUUUACUUCAGGGAAAGUGAAAGGUGAAACUCUAAUAGAUAUCGGGACCGGUCCAACCAUCUACCAGCUCCUGUCAGCAUGUGAAGCCUUUAAGGACAUCACUGUCUCUGACUUUACUGAUAAAAACCGAGAGGAGUUUAAUCUAUGGCUCAUGAAUCAACCUGGAGCAUUUGACUGGAGUGCAGCUGGGAAAUAUGUGUGUCACCUGGAAGGAGACAGGACAACUUGGCUUGAAAAGGAAGCACGAUUGAGAAAGACCAUCAAACAAGUCCUGAAGUGCGAUGUUUUCAAUAGCAAUCCCUUGGAGCCUGUUGUUCUCCCACAAGCUGACUGUGUCCUGAGCUGUCUGUGCCUGGAAGGAGCCUGCUCAGACUAUGAGGCUUAUGUUACUGCUCUAAAAAAUAUAACAAAAUUAUUAAAACUAGGAGGUUACUUAGUGCUUGUUGGUGCUCUGGGCAACACUUACUACAUGGUAGGCAAUGUGAAGUUCUCUGGUCUUUCUUUAAGUGAGGUUUUUUUGAAGGAAUCUUUAAUUGGAGCUGGGUUUGUUAUUAAAAAUUUUAUAAUUUCUAACAAACCAGCAGAAAUCUCAGAAGAAGCAGAUUUCUUGGCUAAUUAUGUUAUAGCUGCUCAAAAAGAAAGAGAUGUGUAAGCAAUGUAAAUAGAAAUAGCACUGUUUAUAAGGUAUAGAGGGGGUCAUUCCGAGUUGAUCGUAGCUGUGCUAAAUUUAGCACAGCUACGAUCAUGAACUCACUUGAUGGAGCCGGGUGGACACUGCCGUGAGCAGCGCGGCUGUGAGACAUCCUGCUGCAGCAUUGUGCUGUAGCGCUUCUCUCCCCUUUAUGCCCGCGGAUCCCCCCGUCUCCCCGCGGUUCCCCCCCCCCCUCCUCCUCUGGGUCCCACAUCUCAGUCCGACAUUUUUUAAUGUCGGACUGAUAUGGUCGAAAAGGGGGCCAAAACCUGUCGGUUUUGGCGCCGUUUUCGACACAAGGACGUGGAUCGGCAGCUAUUCCGCCGAUCCACGUGCUUUUCGACAAGUCGAAUUCCUUGACUUGUCGAAUAUAAUGAAUAGAUUGGAACCCCUUCCGACCUAAAAGAAGUCAAAAACUAACGUCUUUUCGACAGACGGCAGCUUUCGAUGUCAAUUGAAUAAGACUUCUAAACAAAUGGACAUUUUAAAGAUUAGCAUAAAUAUGUAACACGGUGUGGCUGAAUACAAAAGAUUCUGGACUGCCAGAAAUGUGUAGAGCGCUCAAAUUGCUAAACACUUGAUAAAGAAUUUUUGAAAAUGCA